AUGAACGAGAACACAAAGUUUCUGUUUUUGCUAUGCUUAUUAUUUAUCUGCCUGUCUUUCAACGGUGUGUACGCGUUUGGAGCGGGUAACAUCCCUUCUUUCGCAUAUUUGGAGGGGAAGGCGUUCCGGCAUGGUGACAUCGAAGAUACCCUUCAAGAGCUGAUGAAGAAGGCGGGCUCUGGGGGUGGUAUUGCUGUUAUUGGUAGCUUUCUAGGGAAGAACGGACCCAAGUUCGGCGGGCUGGAUGUGAAGCGAGUGUAUUUCGGAAAUUGGCUCAGAGACUAUAGUCAGGCAGUAGAUAUUGCCGGGCUGAAGAAGCUGCAGUUACAAACUAUUAUUAAUCUGUGCAUGGUUCUCGGCUUCCUCGCCCACGGAUAUGCCACGCACGAAUUCGAGGUCACGGAAGAGCGAUUGGGAUGUUAUCUCCCGACGGAACACAUUGACAACCCCAAAGGGUACGGCGAAGGCGAGGAUGCGCGGAAAUACGACCGACGACUCCGCGGACCGGUCAACCCUCAGGAACUCGAAAUUGACCCGCGAACAGGCAUGAAGAACUACAUCGCAAACGAGAACGGCUCUUGGGACACCUCGAAAGCGCUCGUGCGCCGCACGCUCGAGCAUUGCAUCCACCUCGGCCGGCAGGCGCGCGCGCAGGGCCGCAAACAGGACCUCUACGAGUCGUACCGGCUCCUCGGGCAGGCGCUGCAUACUUUGGAAGACUUCUCCGCACACUCGAACUUCUGCGAAAUCGCGCUAGUGUCGAUGGGGCAUCACGACGUGUUCGUGCAGGUAGGCGAUAGUGUACGCAUACAGGCGCCCAAUGGGAAGUGGGUCGCACCGCUUGUUACUGGAACGUUCGGGUCGAGCGAUUUUAUUCACAGUUUAUUGGGAGGUGAGCCUUCUAUACAGGCAUCCGUGUCAGACCUCAAUCGCGAGCUGAACAACGCGACCGCCAAAUCACGCUCCAUGGGGUCCGGCAACAGUUCCCCGGCAGACGUCCUCCGGGAUCUGCUGUUCAAGCUUCCUGGGGGCGAUGGGGGCGAGAUGAGCAGGGAAAUGGACAGUGUGGAAAGGAUAAGGGCAGGCCCUUCGCAGCCUGGCGCGAAGAGGCCGGAAGACAUGAGCCCGCAGGAGAUACACGCUGUUUUGUGGCAGGUGCUGACGUUUAGGGAUUCAGUGGUGAAGAAAAUCGAAAAGACCAUCGAAAAGAUUCCCGGGCUCGGGCCCCUCAUUGAGAAGCUGAUGGAGUCUAUACAAGUGUUCAUCUAUACCACCCUUGAGCCAUAUCUCAAACCCCUGAUGAAGGUAGCCACGGAUGGUCUGAUGAGCGCUUCAGGUGAAGUCAUCAAUACGCACGACCAAUACGAGGUGUUUAAUGAUCCGCGCGCCUCCGACCCCACGCAUUCAUUCCUCAGCAAGGAUCACUUUAACCUCAUAUUGAAUGAACCGGCGGGGAACCUGGCGAAGAUAAUCGUUGCACAUACCGUCAGCUUGGUAGUGAAAGCCUGGGACGACUCAUCCAUGAACGUCCAUCAAAUCACCGAAGACAUUCUCCAAUGCCUCUUCCACCCAGACUUCCACAACCCCUCCUCCGAAAUCCAGCGCAAGAUGCUCCAAUUCAUGCGCGACUGGGUGCAGGGGCUGGGGCACCGGCAGGGCGAGGUGCUCCGGCGGCUCACGAAGAAUGCCGUGCGCAACCACGAAAACAUCCGCCUGCCGGGCGAGGGCGCCGCGCACCCCACCGGCGCCGCAUACAACGCGGGCCAGAACGUGCAGCACGACAUCCAGGGCUAUAUUAGCGGGAUCCCCGGGCUCGGGCAGGCGCAGAACCUGCUGGGUAAGAUCGGGAACCGCCCACCGGGAAUGGGGAUUGGGAGGGAAGCAAACCCCGGGCCUGGGUUCCCUGGUGCGCCGAGUGGCGAUGGGUACCCCGGCGCGUCUGCGUCGAGGCCGCCACCGGUGUCGAGCUAUGCGUCCGAGCCCUCCACGGGCGAGGCUGCGAGCUACUACGGGCACGGACAAGGACAAGGACAGGGACAGAGCGGGUACAACCCCCCGUCGGGCGGGCCCGCGUUCCCCUCCAUGCCAGACUUCCCAGGAGCGAAUCCAGGCGGGCCACCUCCCCCGCCCCACCAUUCGCGCCCUCCGGCGCACCACCAGGAGUCGCAGCUCCACGGCGGGUACGCGCCAGGCUACAUCUCGCCGCCACCGGGGCCGCCCGGGUUCCCCGACGCAGGCGGGUACGCGCCCCCUAGCGGUUAUGGCGGCGCACCCGGUGGAUAUGGCGGCGCGCCUGGGGGGUAUGGUGGUGAGGGUUACCCACCGCCGCCAGGACCGCCUGGCGGCCCUGGGUUCCCCGCGGCCGACCCGUGGGGCGCGCCCCCUGGGGGCCCGGCGUUCCCGCAGGCGUAUCCGCAGCCUGGGCAGGGGGGAGGGUAUCAGAGCUAUGGGUAUAACGACAGCCGGGAUCAGAGGUGGUGA
Molecule: messenger RNA, 2481 nt
Organism: Gloeophyllum trabeum ATCC 11539
Lineage: Eukaryota; Fungi; Basidiomycota; Agaricomycetes; Gloeophyllales; Gloeophyllaceae
Exons: 22
Coding region: 1-2481 (826 amino acids)
Source: RefSeq, a predicted model, not a curated record